This is a messenger RNA of Lolium rigidum, 6110 nucleotides long. RefSeq names its product DDT domain-containing protein PTM-like. The transcript is spliced from 10 exons. The record is from RefSeq and is a predicted model, not a curated record. Lineage: Eukaryota; Viridiplantae; Streptophyta; Magnoliopsida; Poales; Poaceae. The coding region runs from base 189 to 5507 and encodes 1772 amino acids.
AGGCCAGCGCCGCGCCGGUACAAUCAAACACCCCUGCUCCGGCCCCGGCGCCCGCCACCGUGACAAGUGACGCGAAGCUGGAGGAAGGCGCCGUGACGGAGCAAGAGGGCGUUGUGGUGGCCUUGGCGACUGAGGGUGUGGACCAGGCCUGCACGGAGGACACAGCACCCUCACCUGGCGAAGCCAAUAUGGAGGUGGAUGACACAAGCAUCCAAGCGCAAGCACAAAAGGGUGUUGUGCUGGCCUUGAUGAGGGAGGGAGCGACCUCACCGGGCGAAACAAAGAUGGAGGUAGAUGACAUCCCGGAUGCCGUGGCGAGUCAGGUGAAGAUGGAGGAUCAGCGGCCCACAGCGCCUGCCGCCACCCUUCAGGUGAAGGUCAAGCAGGAGGAGGGGGAUUGCUUGGUGGGACGCUACGUCAGCCGGGCCGCUGACGGCAAAAGGAUCAGCCUUGGCAAGGUCGCGUCGUACGACAGCACCACAGCGGUCUACAGCGUCGUGUUUGAGGAUGGGCAGGAGGAGGAGCUGGGGAUUGCUCGGCUCCGGGAGCUGCUCAUGUCGGAGGAGAACGGCGCGUCCGGCAUGAAGGUCAGCUGCAGGAAGAGGAAGCUGGACCUGGUGGUUUCCUCAGGGAGCGCCGCCGCGGUGAAAGGUCCGCCAACUACUAGACAGAAGGUUGACGCGUCGCAGCAGAGCGGGUCUGGCUCUGAUGCCUCGGAGGAUUUGGAGUCCUCGAGCAAUUCAUCGGAUUCUGCCAAAGAGUUGCCAGCUGAGCCAUCCCCUCCGGUUCAGGCCCCAGAGUUGCCGCCGUCGUCGGGCGACAUUGAUGUGCCGGAGGAGUCGGUCAGCCAUCUUCUUUCUGUGUAUAACUUCCUUCGGUCCUUCAGCGUGCAGCUGUUCCUCAGCCCAUUUGGGCUGGACGAUUUUGUUGCGUCCAUCAAUUGCUCUGGCCAGAGUACGCUGUUGGAUGCGGUGCAUGUCUCGCUGCUCCGUGCGCUGAGGCGGCAUCUCGAGACUAAAUCCUCUGACGGAUCAGAACUUGCUUCAAAUUGCUUAAAGCAUCUGGAUUGGGCGUUGCUAGAUGCAUUGACUUGGCCAAAUUUGUUACUGGAGUACCUCUAUGUAAUGGGUUGCAUGAAGACUCUAGGGGGUAAGAGUUUUGGUAGAAACCUCUUGGCCAUUGAAUAUUAUAAGCUCCCUGUCGCGAUGAAGCUUAGGGUCCUGCAAAUACUCUGCGACCAUGCAAUUGAUUCCGAAGAACUCAAAACUGAACUGGAGGCACGGGAAGCCUACAAUGAGGAAAUGGACGAGAUCGAUUCUGGUACAUUUUCAGAGGUCCUGACUAGACCCUCGAGGGCUUCUGCUUACAAAAAGAUUGAAGGCUUCCAGAAUUUGGAAACUGCUCCAGUCGUAGCAAAUCCAGAAGCUGCUGUAGCAAAUGCAUCUCUCGAUGGCAACAGUGAUGAUUGCCGAAUAUGUGGAAUGGAUGGGACUCUGGUAUGUUGUGAUGGCUGCCCAUGGGCAUAUCACUCAAGAUGUAUUGGUCUCAACAAAGCGUUUCUCCCCAAGGAACAGUGGUUCUGUCCAGAAUGUGUGGUUAACAAGCUUGGGCCAACAUCUUCAAGGAUAGAGCGUGGGGCAAGAGGAGCUCAAAUGUUCGGCAUUGACAUGUGUGGGAGACUCUUCCUGGGAUCCUGCAACUAUUUGCUGGUGAUUGGAGCAUCUUCGGAUGCAGACUCUUAUGCAAGAUAUUACAAUCAGUAUGAUGUUGUCAAGGUCAUUCAAGUACUUGCCUUUUCAGAUGCAUAUACAGAAAUAUGCAGGAGAAUAACAGAGUACUGGCCGCACCUACUGGAUGUAUUUCAGAACGAGAGAUCAAAAAGAGGGAAAGAUACUGGUGCAAGCCAUGCUCUACAAGGCAAUACGUUGCUGAGUCUUACUCCAAGAAAAGCAGAAGACGGCAGGGUUGGUGCAGCCUUAAAAGAGGGUGGGGAGAGUAAGACACCAGUACUUCCUCAAGUAAAUAUGCAGCACGAGUUCGUGGUUAAUCAAUUUACAGUGAGCUCUGCCGAACAAGUGGAGGAACAAAAAUGCAUGGUGACUAGUGUAGAUGCUGUCAGUGAGAAGAACAGCGUACAAACUCCUUUAGCUCAAAACAAUGUAUAUACUGCACCAGUGAAUGGAGCUUUUGGAUCCUCUGGGCCGUCCUCAGUUUCUCAUCAGAAUGGUUCCGUGGUAACAGGUUUCUCUAACAUAAUGCAUGCACCGCCAACACAUGGGUUAAUUCGUCCGGAUUCAUCCGCCUUCUGUUCAGGGAUUGAUAAUGGCACGCCCAAACACGAUGUUGGGGGCUCCAUUUUGGUUAAGGCAGACUCCCUUUGUCCAUCCUAUCAAAGCAAACAUCCAUUUGGAAAUGUGACUGGUGGCAAGCCAGCUAAAUUAUCAUCAUUUAAACCUCAGGCUUACAUGAAUUUGUACAAUCAUGGCAAUAUUGCAGCAUCUGCCGCCGCUAAUCUAGCUCUUCUUACAUCAGAUGAAGGUAAAGUUUCAGCAGCCCAAAUCAUCACAAAUCCAAGGAAGAAAAUGGCUGCUGACUGUGCUCUGCAAGUAAAAGCAUUUUCCUCAGCAGCCGCUCAAUUUGUUUGGCCAAGUACUGAAAAGAAGGUUAUGGAAGUCCCAAGAGAUAGAUGUGGUUGGUGCCUUGCCUGUAAAAGCUCGGCAAUUGGAAAUAAAAAGGCUUGUUUUCUUAAUUUAGCCACCGUGAAUGCUUCUAAAGGAUCUGCUCGAAUUUUUAGUGCCAUGCAUGUAAUCAGAAGUUCUGAGAGCCAUUUCCCCAGCAUCGUUGCUUAUCUGACCAACAUGGAGGAGAGCUUGCGUGGCCUUUUAGUGGGUUCUCUACAAGACAUGCAGCAGAGACAACGGUGGCAUAAACAGCUACAAGAAGCUUCCAACUGCAGAACUAUAAUACCCCUCUUGCUUGAAUUGGAGAAUAAUAUUCGUGGCAUAGCAUUUUCUGCAAGCUGGUUGAAGCUAAUGGAUGACUGGCCUGUGAAAUCUCCUGGUGUAUCCGCCGGACCAUCACGAUCUGCAGCAUACCAAAAACGUGGAACUGGUGGAAAGCGGGGCAGAAAACGUUCGUUGGCAUUUGAAUCUGCUACUGCUACCGAUGAUGAUAAGAGCUGGAAAGAGGUGAAUUGGUGGAAUGGAGGAAUAUUGUCUAAACGUAUUUUGCAGAGGGGCGCUCUUCCGAUUUCAGCCAUAAGAAAAGCUGCUCGUCAAGGUGGUAAAAAAAAGAUGGAAGGUCUAUCUUAUCAUGAAGCUUCCAUUUUUCCAAGACGUACUCGGCAGUUUGCUUGGAGAGCAUGUGUUGGAUUAAGCUGUAGUUCAUCUCAACUUGCUCUGCAGGUUAGAUACCUUGAUGCCCAUAUAAAAUGGAAGGAAUUCAUCCUUCCGGAUCAAAUUUCUUCAGAUGGAAAAAGUUCAGAUGCUGACUAUUCUGCUCUCAGAAAUGCAGUAGUUUGUGAUAAAAAAAUAGUGGACGGUAACAUAAGAUAUGCACUUAAGUUUACAAACCAGAAGCAUCUUCCUGUGCGUAUAACCAAGAAUAUUUUGGAAGCAGAAGAUAAUGAGGAUGAGAAUGGUAAAUUGUGGUUUUCUGAAAGCCAUGUCCCACUGUACUUGGUACGAGAUUUUGAGCAGGGAGCUGGGGUUAGCUCCUCACCUAGUCCAGGAAUGAUAAUCUGUAACAGUUCCACCUAUUUCUACCAACGGCCAGUAAAGGCAUUCAUUGGAGAUAUCUUUUAUUAUCUCUUUCACAAGGGAGAUGUAUAUCCCUGCGCCUCAUGCAAGAAGGAUGUUGCCUUCAGGGACGUCGUAAACUGUAGCUCUUGUCAAGGCCAUUGCCAUAAAGAGUGCACAUCAGGAUCUGCUUCCAGUAUGAUAUGCAAAUUAUGCCUUCAGAAGCGUAAUCUCAUCCUCGCAAACAAGAAGAAAAAUGCAAGUCAAGUGCUGCUUCAACAAAAGAGCAAUGGCCAGCUGCCAGUGACUGCUCCCAAAAUAAUCUUCAGGGUUGGUUCUUCCCAUUCUUCUGAACCAGCCAUGAAUGCUAAAGCCCAUCUAGACACUAAGGUUCAAGCUCAGCCAGUUACAAAGGUGGAAGCCCAGCCAAUCACAAAGGUGGAAACCCAGACCAUCGGGAAGAUGGAAACCCACCCAAUACCGAAGGUGCAAGCUUGGCCUGUCACAAAUGUGGCAACUCAAAAUAUUGCAGAGGUGCAGGUUCAGCCAAAAAAGACUAAAACUAAGAAACCAAAGCCAGAGAAGCCGAGAAAACCUAAAAAGGUUCAAGUGAUCACAUACUUUGGUCUCGUUUGGAAGAAACAUAUUAAUGACAGUGGUGGAGAAGAUUUCAGGGCAAAUGAUGUAAUCCUAAAAGGGAAGGAUGGUAUAGGUUCUUCAGUAAAACCAGAUUGCUGUCUCUGUAACAAACCUUAUAGUCCAGAUUUCCUGUAUGUCCGCUGUGAGAGGUGCCAAAAGUGGUUUCAUGGUGAUGCUUUGCAACUUAAGGAAGAAAAAAUAACUGACGUGGUUCAGUACCGAUGCUGUAGAUGCCGAAGGAGAGCCAUACCACAAUGUCCUCAUUCAGAUGAUUAUAGAGAGCCUGAACCAGAACUCAGUGAACAAACAGCUGCUAUGUCGUCGCAGUCAACUAUGCUCUCUGGUGAGGAGACUUUUGCUGUUGCUGAUCAAGACCCACUUCUUGCUUCAUAUGGAAUAGUUGAACCAAUUGGGGAUGAAACGAUAAAUUCUGGUUUAUCAAUGAACAUGCCAAGUCUUACCCCUGGAAAUAAUCAGAAAUUAUCCAUAAGAAGGGCACAAGUUAAAAAUUCUGAGUAUCUUGAUCAAGCUGGCACACCCGCGAAUGGGUAUUAUGUUCAGAACCAACCUCCAGGGAAUGCAAACAUUGAUUUCAGUCAUAUGAAUGAAUUUUCUUUGUCGGAGACUGAUGGUGUGGAUGCUUCAGAGCUAUUGGGGUGGGAUUUUGCCCAAGGAAAUGGAUAUGCUGCUGCUCCUGAUUAUGGUACUAAUUCCCAGUGGAAUGACAGUAGUGGUGGCAGCUUUGUGGCUGAUGAAUAUGAACCCCAAACUUAUUUCUCGUUCACAGAGUUGCUCGAAGCAGAGGAUACUCAGCUUGAUAACACAUUUGGGAUGUCUACCAGUCUGCAAAAUGAUGGUAACUUGACAGGAAGCUUUGAUCAGCAAGGGGCCAGUUUUGAUGAAUUUUCUUUCAUGGUAGAAGAUGAGUCUUCAAAUAUGCACUUCCCAGCAAAUGAUGCAUCCAUUGUGGAGUUAGCGUGCCACAAGUGCAAGAUCCCUCAACCGCCACCUGAUCUCAAAUGUUCGUCUUGUGGCCUGCACGUACACCGUCACUGUUCACCUUGGCAGGAUAGUGAACAGCCUGCUGAUAGUGCCAAUUGGAGGUGUGGCACUUGCCGGGACUGGCCAUGAUGAGCUUUCAACUUCAUUGAUUUGAGUACCAGAGCGAAUGCUGCUGACUUUUAUGACAGAUGUCUUAUGAAGCGCUCUGGGGAAUGUCGAUAGAAAAUUUUCCAUCUAGCUGUUGGUAUGGGGCCAUAGUGAUCAUGUGGAACUGAAAUUGGCGUUGGCUAUUGGACAUACUUUUAACCAUCAGAAAGUUAGACUAGUUAUACCCGGUCUCUGCAAAGUUGACAUUGUACAUACUAAAGGAUGGGUCACCGGUGACCGUUUUCCAUUCUUUAGAUGGUUUAUUUCGGGGAGAGCAAUAGAACUAGGAUGCUGUUAGCAGCAGGGUAUAUGGUACUAGGAAGCCUAUUCCCGUCGGUGUAUCCCCUUGCAUUUUUUUUCUUCUUUUUAACAGAUAGAAGUGCCUUGUUCACUCUUUGUUAGAGUGGCUGUUGUUAUCCUUGAAAUUUCUCAGCCAUGUUAAAAUGCUUACUCAUCUCCGUGCCUGUUGGCUGCUCUUGCCGGUGCGAACAUGCGACAGAAUUGAGAUGUGGAGAAGAGGGGCAUUUUUCAUGUGUGCUAUUAAACAGGGAAAUUGGUCUCCAUGGUGAGUUUGGUUUGUCAAAA